UUCAUCGACUCAAUUAAAUUUCAAACCCUCCUCGCAUCGCGAUUCAAUCAUGGCUACAGUCUCCUUCUGGUUUCUGUUCUUGUUGCUGCCUUCACUGAUAACCAAGAGCUUUUCUUCAGUUUCCCUUUUAGGAAUUGUACAGCCCUUUCCAGAGAACAUUUAUCCUAUUGAGUUCACCUCAGCACAAGUGACCUGUAUUGCUUUUGAUGCGGCAGGAGUCAAGGUCCCAGAGAAGAUCUUAUUUAUGAGAAAAGACCAAUUUGCUAACUAUGUAGAACUAAAACCAAAUGGCAACUUGCAUUUCGUCAACCGAAGCACAUUAGAAGAUGGUAAAAAGAAGCUCUUUGUAACCAUGUUCAUAAAAAAUGCUACUUUGGAGGACGACAGCCUGUUUGGUGCCCUGGGAAGAUAUGAGUGUCAUGCUUUCGCGGUGGGUGAUGCUGUCAAGAGUGGGAGGCAUGGCUUUAGCGUUAGCGUCAUCAAAAGAAGUGAAAUUCCCAAAGUUGUUGUUCCUGAUGUGAUUGACUUAGAGCAGAAUGAUGAUGUCACACUGACUUGCAAUUUGACUGAAAGAGGAAGCCCAUCUUCCACCCCACUGAAGAGGAUCUCAUGGGUGAAAGAUGGUGUGGUGCUGGACAGUGUGCGGAAUCCCAACCCGGGAGACCCUAGAGACAUGCUUAGUCCACUGAAAAUCAAAUAUGCCAGUAUCAGAGAUGGAGGGAACUACACCUGUCUGCUACAAGUGUUGUUACGAAACAUCAUAGAGUACAAUGUGACCGCUAGUACCGUUAUUCGUGUUUCCGUUUUUGGAAUUGUGGAGCCUUUUCCAGAGAACAUUUAUCCUAUUGAGUUCACCUCAGCGCAAGUAACCUGUGUUGCUUUUGAUGCAGCAGGAGUCAAGGUCCCCGAUAAGAUCGUAUUUAUGCGAAGAGAUAAAUUCAAUAGGUUUGUGGAACUAAAACCAAAUGGCAACUUGCAUUUCGAGAACGGAAGCACAUUUGAAGAUAGUAAAAAGAAACUCUUUGUAACCAUGUUCAUAAGAAAUGUAACAUUGGAUGACGACAGCCUGUUUGGUGUUCUGGGAAGAUACGAGUGUCAUGCUUUUGCGGUGGGUAAUGAUGUCCAGAGUGAGAGGCAUGGCUUUAGCGUUAGCGUCAUCACAAGAUAUGAAAUUCCCAGAGUUGUUGUCUCUGACAUCGGUGUCUUACAACACAAUGAUGACGUCACACUGAUCUGCAACUUGACUGAAAGAGGAAACCAAGCUUCCACCCCACUGAAAAGGAUUUCAUGGUUGAAAGAUGGUGUGGUGCUGAAAAGUGUGCGAAAUCCCGACCCGAGAGACCCUAGAGACACGCUUGGUCCACUAACCAUCAAAGACGUUGGUGUCAGAGAUGGAGGAAACUACACCUGUCUGCUACAAGUGCUGUUACGAAACAUCAGAGAAUACAAUGUGACCGCUAGCACUGUGAUUCACAUUGCGCCGUGGUUUGAACAUAAAGGCGAAAAAGAAGUCGUGGGGAAGACGGGAGAGACCGCGACACUGGAAUGCAGCGCCACAGGAUUUCCGCUGAAAGUGGAAUGGAAAUCUAAGCGCGGUGUUGUGUCUUGUAAUGAUUCCUCGGAGGAUCAACGUUACAGUAUCACACGCAAGGGAAGAUAUGACCCUUAUAGCAUGAUUAUCGCCGACCUGGAGACGACUGACAGUGGAAGUUACUAUUGUUGCCUGCCAUCAAAUUGUUCCACGCAGAUCGAUCAGGAUCGGUGUCAGAAGUUUGCCCUCACUGUGACAGUCGAAGAAAACCUAGAAAACCCAGAAGGUGGUGCGAUGACUUUGACAUCUCAUGGAAUGUUUGUCGUGAUGGCUUUCUUCAUGGUGUCAUCUCUUAUUUUGUAAAAUGACAAGAGGACAAACACCGAACGAAGAACGAAGAUGAUGUGCUAUGUUGCUCCACCCUCUAAACGAACGGAGUUUACUGUAUCUUGAGUGGCACGCAUGUUUAUUGCUAUAUUUUUUACAUAUAUGAUCAAGUUAGGAAAGGAUAUAGUGAAUGGAAAUAGUGAAUUACAGAUCAGUCUGUAUAACUGGUAUUAUCACGCAUGUGCCGUGUUAGGUAAAUACAGAACACAACAUAUCAAGGCCGUAGCUCGUGGCAGGCAAGCCGAGGCACUUGCCUCAGUCUUUUUUGCGUUUUUGUGGCUUAUAUUUAUCAUAAACACCCUAAAUACCUAGGAAGAGAAUUUAACCAUGAACAUAACAUCAGGCAGAAUUAUUUUUUAAGCCUUUUAACUACCACUCUGGGUUAUGGCUGCUCUUGAGCCGUAUUAUUUUAAGCCAAACAUGCUCUAAACUCCAAAAAUGAUAGCGGUGAAGAUAGUGAAGAGGAUAAUCGCUUGGAAAAAAUACAUUUUGCCGACCUUGUGAAGGAUGCAAAGUCAGUUGCAGGUUUUUCUCCUUCCUGCCUAUCAAGUCGGACGGAAUGACGUCACAGAGUGUAGUUCAAAGUGUAGAUGUAAGAGAAUUCAUUAACCUAAAAUUCAUGGCUGUAAAUAAUUGAAAAAGGAAUAAAGUUUUGUGGCUGUUGU
Messenger RNA from Orbicella faveolata, 2583 nucleotides. RefSeq names its product hemolin-like. Gene Ontology annotation, molecular function: cell adhesion molecule binding. Gene Ontology annotation, cellular component: plasma membrane; cell-cell junction. Gene Ontology annotation, biological process: cell-cell adhesion. Lineage: Eukaryota; Metazoa; Cnidaria; Anthozoa; Scleractinia; Merulinidae. The record is from RefSeq and is a predicted model, not a curated record.